Hibiscus syriacus is the source of this 387-nucleotide messenger RNA. RefSeq lists its product as uncharacterized. The transcript has a single exon. The record is from RefSeq and is a predicted model, not a curated record. Bases 1 to 387 code for a protein of 128 amino acids. NCBI's taxonomy places the organism in Eukaryota, Viridiplantae, Streptophyta, Magnoliopsida, Malvales, Malvaceae.
AUGGAUUGCUUGGUAUUGCCCGUUUGUUUAUUGCGGAAGCGCAGCACGAGAUCGCGGCUAGGUUACCGGCCUCUGAAGAGCGAGGAGGAUGGAAGUGGCGAGGCACAAGUAAAGGUGGUGGUCGGAAAAGAGAAACGGGAGUUUUUGGUCGACCCUUUUGUGUUGGAUAAAAGUCCUUUCUGGGUUUUUAUUGAAACCAUGAAUAAGGGGUGCGGUGGUGGUGGUCGAGUAGUUAAUGGAAGAAGAGAGGGGAAAAAAGAAAUUUUGGUGGAGGACGUGGAUGCUAUCUUGUUUGAACACAUGCUUUGGUUGAUGAACAAUGAUUGUUCUUCUUUGUUUCAGCUUAAUCUUGGGGAGAUUAUUGACUUCUAUGCUCAAGAUUAUUAG